Molecule: messenger RNA, 1206 nt
Organism: Phodopus roborovskii (desert hamster)
Lineage: Eukaryota; Metazoa; Chordata; Mammalia; Rodentia; Cricetidae
Gene: Sertad1
Product: SERTA domain containing 1
Exons: 2
Coding region: 127-843 (238 amino acids)
Cellular component (GO): nucleus
Molecular function (GO): transcription regulator activity
Source: RefSeq, a predicted model, not a curated record
ACUGCGCCUACCGUCCCAGGUGUCGGUUGCCGGAGCCCAGCGAGCGAGCGAUGCUACUGCUGCCGCUUCCUGAUUGGCUGCGUGUGGCUCCCUCUUCGUUCUGAUUGGUCGCGAGUGAUCUGGACAAUGCUGAGCAAGGGUCUGAAGCGCAAACGGGAGGAGAAGGAGGAGGAGAAGGAGGAAGGCCUCUCAGUGGAUUCGUGGUGGUUGGAUCAGAGCCACCCAGCAGUGGCACAGACCCCGCCCGCCGCAGCUUCUAGUUCUCUCUUUGACCUCUCCGUGCUCAAGCUCCAUCACAGUCUGCGGCAGAGUGAGCCAGACCUCCGGCACCUGGUGCUGGUGGUGAACACGCUGCGGCGCAUUCAGGCAUCCAUGGAACCUACAACUGCUCUGCCACCUGUGCCCAUGCCACCCACAGCACCCUCUGUGCCAGACAGCCUUCUGGCUAGCUCGGACGCAGGCCUCUCAGCCUCCAUGGCCAGCCUCCUGGAAGAUCUCAACCACAUUGAAGACCUGAACCAGGUCCCCCAGCCGCAAGCAGACGAGGGACCUCCAGGCCGCUCAGUUGGGAGCAUCUCACCCAACCUGGGUGCCUUGGACCUGCUAGGCCCAGCCACUGGCUGUCUGCUGGACGAUGGACUGGAGGGCUUAUUUGAGGACAUUGAUACUUCCAUGUAUGACAGUGAACUUUGGGUACCAGCCUCUGAGGGUCUCAAACCUGGCCCUGAGAAUGGUCCAGCCAAGGAGGAAACUCCAGAGCUGGAUGAGGCUGAAUUGGACUACCUCAUGGAUGUACUAGUAGGCACACAAGCACUGGAAAGGCCACCGGGGCCUGGGCGUUGACAACUAACUAGACCCAGGGAUGGUUGUCUGGCAUCUGAGUUGAGCCUGACCAAUCCACCUUGGCAUGACACAGGUGGCUUUCCUCUUUACACAGAAGGCCGGGCCACUUUGGAGAGACAGAACUGAGUCCUGGGCAGCUUCACGUCCAUCCACCUGUCUUGGCUAAUGAGGGAGUUGGAAAUAAGCCCCCAGUGGUAGAAUGACAGGUCCUGGUGACCGCAAUAAGUUUGGGCCAGGCCCAGGCCAGGGGGGUUGAACUGAUCCCCCUGGGAUAGUAGUCAGGGCUGUCCCAUCCCAUUAUCCCCAGUGUGGGAAGAGACCUCAUAAUUUUUUGAAAUUAAAACCAGCUUUGGGAAAUAUCAA